Calidris pugnax (ruff) is the source of this 6440-nucleotide messenger RNA. It is a transcript of the gene TMEM108, whose product is annotated as transmembrane protein 108. The coding region runs from base 4816 to 6219 and encodes 467 amino acids. Gene Ontology annotation, biological process: dendrite extension; retrograde axonal transport; postsynaptic density organization. The record is from RefSeq and is a predicted model, not a curated record. Gene Ontology annotation, cellular component: endosome membrane; postsynaptic density; early endosome. The transcript has 4 exons. Lineage: Eukaryota; Metazoa; Chordata; Aves; Charadriiformes; Scolopacidae.
UGUAUGAUAUUGCCUAUCUCCACCUCUUGAAUCUAAUUCAGGAGCAGUAACACUGAGUGAAAUAUAAGCAGCAGGCUCCUGCUCUUAUUAGCAGAAAUUAUAUGCGGCUACCACUCUGACCUUACUUGGAAGAACAUACAAUUUACUAUACUAGUUUGGACCUUCGUUCUUUCCAGACCGAUACCCACCUUCAAAGGAUGGCAAAAAUCCAUAUCUCCAUACCCAUGCAAUUUUGCAAUUCACCUAAUGGAGCAAAAAAACCUUCCUUCAUCUCUGCAGUGAGCCCCUGAUAUUUUCAAAAAGGGAAUUUGAUCUUUCCCUUUUAUCUUUAUAUGUCCUAAUGCAACAUGCACCUCUGACACUCCUGACUUUCAGGAAUGUACCUCCAUGCGUGACAGGCUGUGGAGGGGCUUUGCUGACCCCCUCGGGCCACCAGCAGACCUUCUUGAGCACCAGCAUGCCUCAGUGGAGUUGGGCCAUGGUGAACAUCGAGCUUACUGUGCCAUCAGCCUCAGCUGAAGCCAGGUUUAACUCAAGAGGCAAUACUAACGUUAGAUCCAAAAGCCAAAAGAAAGCUGCUGCUGGUUCGUAGGAAGGAUGAACAGAAGUGAAAAGUAACAGCUCACUUCUUUCCCUAGCAACCUUACACCCACUCCAGAGGCUCUGCUAGCCCUCUGUAAUCCAGCAGAUAAUAAGAGCAGCACGUUACAGCCUUUCUGGCUGAUUUAUGUGUAACCUUACAUCCUCGGGCUACGCUCACAGGAGAAAAUCUGAAUGUGGAAACUCUCACUGCCUUUUAUAGCCCAAGUCCACCUGGGGAAUUAUUCCCAUUCAAAUCUGACCCUUUUCCCCCCCAAAACACUAGCCAGUCCUCCAUACUGGAAAUACUGACUUGAUCCUGACCUGAUGUGGCUCUCACUUGCCCAAAAGAUAAACCAAGAUGGUGAGCAACUACACAAGCCCCUUAAUUUACUCACUCUGAGGCACAGUAUCCCUUUACCUUAAACUGGGCAAUGGUCAAAAAUCAGAGUAAAUGUUUCCUGCAGGUAAAUAUAAUAGUUAAUUUCUAAUUGUGUGCUGCCUGCUCACAUAAAAAAUUAGUGCAAGCUCCUCAUUACAAGCUCUCAUUUGAGAUCAAGCACAAGGAUAAGGCACUUCGAGGUUAUAAUGUGUUUGAAGGGGGUCCAAGUAAUAAAUCAUCCAAAUUACUUUCAGUGAACAGAUGCAAUGACUGAAAUGCCUUCAGGGUUUGUAGAAGUUAGUCAGCCUAUGCAUAACUACAACACCCCUUCUGGCUGCAGGAUCAACAUUUCUGUACGUGCAGCUGGAGAAUUUCAGUACAGCUUUUGCAAGUAGAGGAAAAAAGGUCUGCAUCAUGGAAGCAGAGGGAUCCACGAGUAGGGUGCUGUGCUCUGCCUCCUCGCCAGUUGUCAUAGAGUGUGUGACAAUAUUUGAAAUCGGCUGUGGAUCAGAAGUUACUGGGAAAGACAGGCAGAGGGAUAGACAACCUGUUCCUAUAAAUGUUUCCUUAGAAAAGACAAGCUAAAAAUGACUGUGCUGUACUGAAGGAGUAUCCUGAGUCUCGAAUAAGCAUCCUUGAUUGAUAGGUAAGUCAGUGUAAAUUACCUAGAGCUGGAAGCUUAGUCCUGAAGAAAUUAGGUUUGGAAAAGACAUGUCAUCUGGUGCUGGAAUCAAAAGCCUCUGACUUGGUUACCUCCAACUGCAAGUGGGAGGAUUUUGAAAGGAGUGUAGCAGGUACAGGAACUGUGAUUUGUGCAAAAAGGUUUAUGAAUGAAGAAGCGGUGCCUAGUUCCUCAUGCUACCUGCUGCUUUUCAGUUAAGCAGGCACCAGAUGUCUUGCCUUGCAGGGGUCAGGUGCAGCUCAUUGGUAGCAGGCCGUUUCUUUGAGAGGCAGUAGCUCCUAGCUUCAGCUGAAUUAGUGCUUGCCCACUUACUCUCUAAUAUGGGAAAGAAAAAUGGCUCCUAAUGCAUUAUCAUGGAAAGGAUGCCAGGCCCUGCUCUAAUCUGCUCUUCAUACCAAUGAAGUGUUGCUCUCCAUGGCUUGUUGUCUGAUGUUCAGUAGAAACUGGCUCUGAAUGUCCAAAGCAGUGGGAUUUACGCUUCUGGAAAGUAUCACAAUGCAGAGACUACAUUUUGCCUUUUCAAACAUCACUUUUAUUUAUCCCUUUAUCGUACUAAAGAAAUCCUCAGUUUGCUUUAUGAUGAUGCCAUUUAAAUAGAAAGAGGGAUACAAGGUGGGAUUCAUCUCACCUAAUUUUCAUCACCUGGACAUGUAGUUAAAGCUCAUCAUCCUCUACGUGACCUCUUUUGCUAAUGGCAAGAGAGAAGCCUCUUUGGGGUAGUAAUCAAUUUAUGGAUGGGGUGAAUUGCCUGCCAGAGCCACAGCUGCCUUAGACUAGGGAUGUAACUUUUACAUAUCUGAAGUUACUCACUGUUUUGAGGGGUUGUCAGAAACCUUUCUAAGAUGGCUUUGAAUCCUCCUUUCCCUCUUCUUAUUGCUGCUUAUGAAAUGGAUACCCUUGCUUGAGUCGGCAUCUGUGACACCAACUACAUCCUCUCUUUGGUAAGAUCCUAUUUUAAGCUUUCCAUCAGAGGCCACAGCUAUUUGUGUCAUUGUCAAAACUCCUCAAAAGGUCCGGUGACAUUGAUGGUAGGUCUCUUAGAAGCCAAAGGUUCUGCAGUAACAUAAAUAGGAUCAGCAGCACUAAGUGCAGGUGAAAGAAAAGCCAGCUGCACAUCCUUUCUGUCUCCCUUGGCAACAGCAUCCUGCCAACAAAAACUGCUGCCAAGUAAAGGCUGGAAAGGAAGGGAUGUGCAUUUGCAAAGCUGGGGCUGGACGAGCUUUGUGUGAGGGGGGAACUGUCAGGCCAAGGAACACUCGUGUGCUUUUAAAAUCCUUUUUGGUUUGUUCCAUGUGUUUUUGGACAAGGGAAUGCACAGAGCCUCUGUCCUUAUGAAGAGUUUUCAUCUGAAAUUUCAAAGACAGUCUUGGCAAUUUUGAGCCUUGUGUUUCCAUCCGUAACAGCACAGAGGGAAGAAAUCUGUGGUGAGUUACUGCUUACAGAUGUGGCAAAUCCUCCAGCAAAGGUUAAAAUACGUGGCAUGGUUCUCUUGUUACGCCAGCUGCAGCUUCAUGCUAAAUCAUUGUUUCAGCAGCAAGCUCUUAAUCAGCCCCGAGUUCUAGAAACUGCUAAACAAGCUGAUAUUUGUAAGGACUAAUUGGUUUUUAUAAUGCACUGAAUAUCUUUAUUUAGAAAAACCUUCAGACUGGAAAUAGUAAGGGUGAAAAGUGAACUGCAAAUGGUAGGGGGAAAAGGAGCAUCAGCACGAGAGCACAAAAAUGCAAAGCAGAUCUAAGCUUAUUAUUUGCACUCUGUCUUUCCACACCCUCCAUGAAAUGAUCGUGGCUGCGAAAAUGGAGUUUUUGUAACUAUGGAUAAAAUACACUUAUGAUAUAAUAUAUGCAUCUGCCUAGCCAUUCUGAUAGGGACUUCUGUCCCCAAAAAUCAGCACUGGGAUCACUGUCAGAGGCCCUGUAGCUGCUGGUGCUGCCAAAUCUCAAACCUAUUGUCACAGCAUCAUUCCUUUCCGAUUUGGCUGCAGCAUCACAGAAUAAAUCUGGCUGCAACAUGCUUGUAACCAAGGCCUGAGAAAGGAGGAUCUUCUCACCUGGUACGAUAGAGGAAGGAAGUGGCUUUUCUCUCUAACAAAAUAUUGGGAAUUAAUUUUGUGAGGAGCCCAUAUAAAAACCUGCUGGGGCUGCUGCAGCACCCCUGGAUACAACAGGGACUCUGAAUCAAAGAGUGAGUAGUGCAGAUUGCCCUCUGACUCCUGGGGGGUGCCUACACUGCUCUCAAGAAGCCCCCAACUUGUUGCUCUCUUACCAUUUCCCUGUCCCUUUUGAGGAAUUGGUAGUUGGCUGCACAGGGCACAUUUUUGUGCUCUUCAGGCAAUGUGUUCUUCCAGACAUCCAGCUGUGCCAGAGAGAAAGAGGGAAACAGAAAAAAGAAGAAAUGGAAGAAGGGAAGCAGGAUUAUGGCUUUAGGAAUCACGAGAACUGUGGAUUUCUUUAUGGUUACAAAGUUGAAAUUGCCCAUUCACCAGUGAGUGAGAGUGAAGAAAUAAAAUACAGAACAUGCAUUUCCAUGCCAGGGAAGAAGAAGGAGUGAAGAAGAUCACUAUUUCAUUCCCCAUAUUUUCCUCUGACAGAAAUAUUAAUAUCAUUAGAGAUAAUUGAAUGAAGUGGAAAGUCUGGUGGAGGUACAGAAGCAGGAGGCAGAUCUGUAAAAUCCAUCCACACACGAGAAGCUAAAUGCUGUGCUGGAGGGAGGGCACUCUGCCUUGAAACAGGGACUGAACAGCCUCACAAGGACGUGCAGCUGGGGGGCUUGUUGCUGUUUUGUUCCCAGAAAACGAGAACUGCCAGCAAUCCUCUGGCAUCUGAAUAGACCCGUGUCAGACAAACUGUAUCUGGACUUGAUGGGAAACCGAGCUGGAAUAUCAAGCAGCCCUUCGAUCUGCUGGCAGAGAGGGGGACUGGCUCAGUAAGUAAUCCUGCCUUGCAGUUGCAAAGGUACUCCAUAAAGGAGUGAGCCCUCUCGCUGCACAGCCCUGCAAGACACGCCUGCCUGGGCUGUCUCUGUCCUCAUUCCUCCAAACCAGUUCCAACAAUAACAGCAACUCCUGCCUGCAGCUGCCUCGUUAGGGAGAAGAUGUAUUUUUCCUUUUUCUACUGAGGGAUGAAGCUUCCAAAUCUGUGUGAUGUGAGCAGGUGAGGAUGUCUGCUAAGUCCAAAUGAUAUUUUCAGGUGUUCUCCUGAUCUUGGCACUGACAGAAGAGCUGGUGUUUUCUGUUCAGGUACUGUCUCCCACUGUCUCCUCCUCUCAGGGCUUCCCGAUGGACAGUACCACCAUCACAGACAUGGGAACAACACCUCACCACAAAGACCGCCACGCGGCAGAGCCCCUUCCCACCUCUGCUCGUGCCGUUCCCCAUCCCGUCAGCCUGGCGGAGGAAGCCCCUUCCCCCGGGCAAAAGCGACCCAGCGGCCCUCGCGUCGGCGAGAAGGAAACCUAUCAUUUGUACAACCAGAGCGCUUUGUACUCGGGACAGACUCGCCCCAAGGGGAAAAUAGUCCAGGUUUUCAAAGGCAACUUCACAGAGUCCUCGGAGCCUUACCUAAAGACCACCCUGCACUCCCCCUUCCCCACCCUGAGGAGCCCUUUCACAGAGCACCCAUUUCAGCCCCAGACCGCAGCGUCCAGCGAUCCAAAUAGCACGGGGCUGGCAAGAACUACACACUCAGACCCUCCUCCCCACCGCAACGCCUCGGGAAGCCUUAGGGAAGCAGAGCGAGGGGAUGGGGCCGAGGUAGUGGUGCAGGAGGCAGAUUUUGCCACCACAACUGCUGGACCAUCGACUGAUCCCGAAGCAGUGUCGGUGCCUUUUAAACCCACCCGCUACGGCGUAUGGGAUAUGCUGAGCAAAAACAACUCUUGGGUAACCUUGAAUCUCAGUACAAACGUCCCUCUGUUUGCUGGCCCUGGAUCUGCAACAGCAGCAGCAGGUCACUCAGUUCAGACCAGUUUUGACAUCGGUGUCUCCUCCCCGGCAGCGGGAGAGCCCAAGGGACCCGCUCCGACGCAGCACGGCGCGGUGACCAACGCGACCUCGCUGGGCAGUGCUCUUUCUGCAGCGCCCGCCACCAGGUUGUCCAGCUCCAUUUCCACAGCUGGCUCCACCGCCACCGGCAACUUCCUCAACAGACUGGUUCCUGCCGGGACCUGGAAACCUGGCGUGCAAGGAAAUAUCUCCCAUGUCACCGAGGGGGACAAACCCCAGCACAGAGCAACCAUCUGUCUCAGCAAGAUGGACAUUGCCUGGAUCAUUCUGGCCAUCAGCGUACCUAUAUCCUCAUGUUCAGUUCUGCUGACAGUCUGCUGCAUGAGGAGGAAGAAAAAGACAUCUAACCCAGAAAACAACCUGAGCUAUUGGAAUAAUGCUAUUACCAUGGACUACUUCAACAGGCAUGCUGUAGAGCUACCGAGAGAGAUCCAGUCCCUGGAGACUUCAGAGGACCACCUCUCCGAGCCGCGCUCCCCCGCCAACGGUGACUACCGCGACAGCGGGAUGGUCCUCGUCAACCCCUUCUGUCAAGAAACGCUGUUUGUAGGACACGAGCAAGUCUCUGAGAUAUGACCCCGCAGCUGCCCACCUAUUGCAGUUUCAUCUCUACUGUCUCCAAAUUAUAAAUAAAUAUAUAUAUAUUAUAAAUAUAACCUUUGUGUAACCCUGAAUUACAAGAAAUGUUUUCAGCUUUUCUUUUCUCCCUCAGAAUUGUCAGCCCCUUUUUUAUAAGUGUGGUAAAACUUUACAGAACAAACUGUGGCUUUAUAAAAUAAAGGUAUUUCUAAGCAAAA